Messenger RNA from Fomitopsis serialis, 696 nucleotides. RefSeq lists its product as uncharacterized. The transcript is spliced from 11 exons. The coding region runs from base 1 to 696 and encodes 231 amino acids. The record is from RefSeq and is a predicted model, not a curated record. NCBI's taxonomy places the organism in Eukaryota, Fungi, Basidiomycota, Agaricomycetes, Polyporales, Fomitopsidaceae.
AUGCCUACGCUCGUCCCCCUUGACAACAUCUUGGGCGCGCAAUUUAUAGGUAUAAUACUCUCAACUAUACUUUAUGGCGUUACAUGUCUGCAGGCAUACUUGUACUAUACGCAAUACAGCAAAGGCGAUAGCCUGCGGCUGAAGCUCUUUGUUGCUCUCGUUGUCGCCUUGGAUACUUUGCAUGUCGCGCUAAUAUCGACCGCGUACUAUUACUAUACGGUGACAAACUUUGGGGACUAUGUCGCGCUUCAAAGAGUGACUUGGAGUAUUGCGGACAAACAAAGCUAUCACUCUCCUGAUGACCUAUGCAUUCAGCACAUGUAUCUCGCCUUGAUCCUCAGCUUUGUCUGUGUCAUCACCUGGGUCACACUGGGCGAAGGCUUGAUAUACGUCAUAUUCUAUUGGAUGCUGAUUCGAAUCUAUCCAUGCUCCUUCCUAUCGACCUUGAACUCUCGGGAGACUGUAAGACGCGCUUUCCAGGAAGACAUUUCAGCCCGCGAGCUCAGCAGCCUUGACACGCAAGUUGACACUCCUGACAAGGACAAGGACCCUGCCGAAGUGGCCCGCUUGAGACGGUCGUCGGACCGUGCUUUUGGCCCCUUAACUCCCAACACCCCGCUUCCUGUGUACCGCCUAGCAGAAGACGGUCGGAACUCGGGUCGUGUCAUAGCGUCCGCCACGAGUGCCGUAGUGUAG